UUGAAUUUGAGACUCUAUAAUUUUUAAUCCAAUUCAUUGACUAUCAAGUUAGAUUUUUGAUUUCUCGAUUAGUUGAUUAUUUCUUCACCGAUAAUAUUAUUUUAAUUAAUAUUUAUAAGGUUUAUUUCUGCGUUCAAGGAUGUGAUCUAAUGAUUAAUGAAGUGGAUUGAGAAUUAUAUAAUUAUAUUUGUUCUAUUUUUAAGUACAUAGUACUUACCUAAUAAAUGUUGCGGUGGGUAUCCCAUAGAAAUAGCGGAGGUGCGAAGAGGGUUAUCAAAAUAAAAAAAAGGGUUAAAUUUUUCUGUGUUCUUAUAUUAUGGAUUUAUAGUAUUGUUCAUGGGGGACCUUCUAUUAAGCUGGAGUAUCUCACGCCUUUUCAAGAGUUCACACACAGAAAUCACCCUCACCCCGACCCACCUCCCUCCAACUACAAAAAUAUGAAGAAUACUUAGAAUAUUAUAAUGUAUAUAUGCUAUAUGAUAAAACAAUAUGAAGAUUUUUUAAUUUGUUUAUUUUCUUGUUUGCCAACUAAUAAGUAGUGGCAUGAUCAAGCUAUAAAGGAAGAAUCUUCUAGUUUAAGUCUUUGAUGUGUGGAAUUUAUGCACUUUCAGAGUUUUAGAAUAAUCAAAUCCCUUUAAUCCUCUAAGGAAAGUCAACUGACUUUGUAUGUAUCUUAGAGAAAUGUGCAGCACUAUUUUUCUAUUCGUUCAACAAUCCUUAUUAAUUAUCACUUGAAAAUAAGAAUGCCUUUAUACAACAUCUCUGUAUGUCUCUUUCAUUUAAGUAGUCUUUAUAACGAAACAAGAAUGCCUUAUUUCAUUAUAAAAAGUUGAAUGAUGUAUUUCCUUACCUCAUCUAUCUUACAGUUUAACUUUAGACAUUCAAGCAAGGAAUGAAUAUUUUAUGUAUUCAUACAUGGUGCACCCCUUUUUUUUUUCUUCCGUCUAUAAAAUGCAGGUUUUGAGCUGAAAAACAUUUACAUCAAAAAAUGGCGCAGCUUGUUAGUUCGGACGAUAUAGAGUCGAUUAGAAUGGAUCUCUCAGAGAUUGGAAGAAGCUUUAGAUCAUCAUUCAGGCGCCAGACUUCGAUUUUGAGGAGUAAUUCAGCUUUGAGUGCUUCUGAAAAGGACGACGUUGUGGAUGAGGAGAACAUGUUGGCUUGGGCAGCAAUUGAGAGACUGCCAACGUUUGACAGGUUGAGAUCAUCUGUAUUUGAGGAAGUCAAUGGCAAUGAGGCCAAUGUUAAGACGAAAAGAGUAACUGAUGUUACCAAGCUUGGAGCUGUAGAAAGGCAUGUUUUCAUUGAAAAGAUGAUUAAACACAUUGAACAUGACAACCUUCAAUUGUUGCACAAAAUCAGAAAGAGAAUUGACAAAGUUGGUGUAAAAUUGCCUACUGUGGAAGUGAGAUACAAAAAUUUAACCAUUGAAGCAGAAUGUGAGCUAGUUCAUGGAAAGCCUCUCCCUACUCUUUGGAAUUCUCUCAAAAGCACAAUAAUGAACCUUGCCAGGCUUCCAGGCCUACAGUCAGAAAUGGCCAAGAUUAAAAUCAUUAAUGAUGUCAGCGGUGUAAUAAAACCCGGACGUAUGACUCUACUGCUUGGACCUCCUGGAUGUGGAAAAACAACACUGCUGAAAGCACUUUCAGGAAAUCUGGACAACUCUCUUAAGGUUUCUGGGGAGAUUUCUUAUAACGGCUAUAAAUUGGAGGAGUUUGUACCACAGAAAACUUCUGCAUAUAUAAGCCAAAAUGACCUACACAUCCCUGAAAUGACUGUUAGAGAAACAUUAGACUAUUCGUCUCGUUUUCAAGGAGUCGGAAGCAGAGCAGAUAUUAUGAUUGACCUAAGCAGAAGGGAGAAAGAAGCAGGAAUUGUUCCUGAUCCAGAUAUAGAUACUUACAUGAAGGCGAUUGCUGUUGAAGGACAAAAGACAAAUCUUCAGACGGAUUAUAUUCUGAAGAUUCUUGGACUUGAUAUUUGUGCUGAAACAUUGGUUGGUGAUGCCAUGAGAAGAGGUAUAUCGGGUGGUCAAAAGAAAAGACUAACAACAGGAGAGCUUAUUGUUGGCCCCACAAAAGCAUUGUUUAUGGAUGAAAUAUCAAAUGGCUUAGAUAGCUCGACUACAUACCAGAUUGUUGCUUGCCUUCAACAGCUGGCACAUAUUACAGAUGCCACUAUACUUGUCGCGCUUCUUCAACCAGCGCCAGAAACCUUUGAUCUCUUUGAUGAUAUAAUCCUGAUGGCUGAGGGAAAAAUUCUUUACCAUGGGCCGAGAAAUUCUGCUUUAGAAUUUUUUAAAAACUGCGGGUUCAAAUGUCCUGAAAGGAAAGGGGUGGCUGACUUCCUCCAGGAGGUUACGUCGAAAAAGGAUCAAGCACAGUAUUGGCAUGAAACUAAAGAAACAUAUAAAUUUCUGUCAGUUGAUACAUUAAUAAGAAAAUUUAAGGAAUCUCCAUACAGGAAAAAGCUGAAUGAUGAACUUUCUGUUGCAUAUGAUAAGUCCAGGUGUCAUAAAAAUUCUAUAACCUUUCGUGACUAUUCACUUCCUAAAUGGGAACUCUUUCGAGCUUGUAUGUCAAGAGAAUUCCUUCUGAUGAAAAGGAAUUCUUUUAUCUACAUAUUCAAAACAGUUCAGCUUGUCAUCAUUGCAUUCAUAACUAUGACCGUAUUUUUGAGAACUCGGAUGCAUACCGAUCUUGUACAUGCAAAUUAUUAUUUGGGAGCUCUGUUUUUUGCUCUCAUCAUUCUUCUUGUGGAUGGAUUCCCUGAGCUCACCAUGACUAUAGCUAGACUUGCAGUUUUCUAUAAACAGAACGACUUGUGCUUUUACCCAGCAUGGGCGUAUGCAAUUCCUGCUGCAAUUCUCAAGAUUCCCCUCUCUAUAUUAGAAUCUAUCAUUUGGACAUGUCUGACCUACUAUGUUAUUGGUUUCAGCCCUGAGGCUGGAAGGUUCUUCCGGCAAUUACUUCUAUUAUUUGCUGUGCACAUGACAUCGAUCUCCAUGUUCCGUUUCUUGGCUUCUGUCUGCCGUACUGUUGUUGCUUCUACAGCUGCUGGUAGCUUAUCAAUCUUAUUUGUCUUUUUAUUCAGCGGAUUCAUAAUACCAAGACCAUCAAUGCCCGUUUGGCUGAAAUGGGGAUUUUGGAUUUCUCCGUUGACAUAUGGUGAGAUAGGUCUUGCUGUAAAUGAGUUUCUCGCCCCAAGGUGGCAAAAGACGCUCUCAACAAACACAACUCUAGGGAAUGAAGUCCUUGAUAGCCGUGGGUUAAACUUUGAUGGAUAUUUGUAUUGGAUAUCAGUUUGUGCCUUGUUUGGCUUUACAAUAUUGUUUAACAUCGGUUUCACCUUGGCCUUAACUUUCUUAAAAGCUCCUGGAUCUCGUGCUAUUAUAUCAAGGGAUAAGUACUCCCAAAUAGAAGGAAGCAGCGAUUCUUCUGAUAAAGCUGAUGCAAAAGAAAAUUCCAAGACCACAAUGGAUUCUCAUGAAGGAGCAGGAAGAAUGGUUCUACCUUUUGAACCCCUAUCUCUUGUGUUUCGAGACGUUCAGUACUCUGUUGACACUCCUGCGGCAAUGAAGGAGCUCGGUUUCACACAAAAUAAGCUCCAACUUCUUUCAGACAUUACUGGCGCAUUUAGACCUGGUGUCCUCGCAGCCCUUAUGGGUGUCAGUGGGGCUGGAAAAACAACCCUGCUUGAUGUUCUUGCCGGUAGAAAAACAAGUGGUCAUGUGGAAGGAGAAAUAAAAGUUGGUGGGUACCCUAAAGUUCAAGAGACAUUCGCUAGAGUUUCAGGUUACUGUGAGCAGACAGACAUACAUUCUCCUCAGAUAACUGUAGAAGAAUCAGUUAUAUUUUCUGCUUGGCUACGACUUCAUCCUCAGAUUGAUUCCAGAACAAAAUAUGAGUUUGUGAAAGAAGUCCUCGAGACCAUUGAGCUAGAUGGUAUAAAAGACACGUUGGUUGGUAUGCCGGGUGUUAGUGGGCUUUCAACAGAACAACGUAAACGGCUGACAAUCGCUGUGGAGCUUGUUGCAAAUCCCUCAAUUAUCUUCAUGGAUGAACCCACAACAGGGUUGGACGCAAGGUCAGCUGCAAUUGUCAUGCGGGCUGUGAAAAAUGUUGCUGAUACAGGAAGAACAAUAGUUUGUACCAUCCACCAACCAAGCAUUGACAUAUUUGAAGCAUUUGAUGAGCUGAUUCUAUUGAAAAGUGGUGGGCGCAUGAUCUACUGGGGACCACUCGGACGAAAUUCUUGUAAAAUGAUCGAAUAUUUUGAGGGUAUUUCUGGUGUGCCUAAAAUAAAGAACAACUACAAUCCAGCAACAUGGAUGUUAGAGGUUACAUCAACAUCUAGUGAAGCUGAGACCAGCAUAGACUUCGCUGAAGUAUAUAAGAAUUCUGCUCUACACAAAAAUAACGAAGAGCUUGUGAAAAAACUGACUUUCCCACCAGCUGGUUCAAAAGAUUUGCAUUUCCCCACCCAAUUUUCACAGAAUGGCUGGGGACAAUUCAAGACUUGCUUCUGGAAGCAAUACUGGUCCUAUUGGAGGAGUCCUUCAUACAAUUUGAUGCGCUCUCUGCACAUGCUUUUUGCUUCCGUUGUUUUUGGAUUGCUUUUCUGGAACAAGGGGAAGAAACUAGAUGACCAGCAGAGUGUCUUCAGUGUAUUUGGUUCUAUGUUCACUGCAGUAAUCUUCUGUGGCAUAAAUAAUUCAUCUUCAGUUUUACCAUAUGUGACCACGGAGCGAUCAGUCCUAUACCGGGAAAGAUUUGCUGGAAUGUAUGCAUCAUGGGCUUAUGCAUUAGCACAGGUGGCAAUUGAAAUUCCAUAUCUUUUAGCUCAAGCACUUUCAUUUACUGUCAUCACCUAUCCGAUGAUUGGAUAUUAUUGGUCGGCCCACAAGGUUUUGUGGUACUUCUAUUCGAUGUUCUGCACAUUGUUGUACUUCACAUACUUGGGAAUGAUGCUUGUUUCAUUGACACCAAACUUGCCAGUAGCUGCAAUUCUUCAGUCAUCCUUUUACACAAUGUUCAACCUCUUUGCCGGAUUCUUGAUACCAAAAGCUCAAAUUCCAAAAUGGUGGAUCUGGUUCUAUUAUCUAGUACCUACAUCGUGGACGUUGAAUGGGAUGCUUACUUCACAAUAUGGAGAUGUUGAUACAGAGAUUACUGUGUUUGGAGAUAAGAAAUCAGUAGCAGCCUUUAUUAGGGACUAUUUUGGAUUUCACCACAAUCAAUUACCUAUUGUAGGUGUUGUUUUGAUUGCAUACCCCUUAGUUUUUGCCACUUUAUUUGCAUUUUUCAUUGGGAGGUUGAACUUCCAAAGAAGGUGAUGCUGCAACUUGUUCAUUUGUUGUUUAUAGAAACUUUUGAUAUAUUAUCCAAAUUAAAUACUUCCCCUCCUCCUUUUGUACAUUAGACUGGUGAGAUUUUAUUGGUAAAUAAAAAAGACAAAUAGUGUGUUGCAUCAUUUAAUAUGAAGGAAA
Solanum pennellii is the source of this 5485-nucleotide messenger RNA. Its product is annotated as pleiotropic drug resistance protein 3. Gene Ontology annotation, molecular function: ABC-type transporter activity; ATP binding; ATP hydrolysis activity. Lineage: Eukaryota; Viridiplantae; Streptophyta; Magnoliopsida; Solanales; Solanaceae. The transcript is spliced from 24 exons. Gene Ontology annotation, cellular component: membrane. The coding region runs from base 989 to 5332 and encodes 1447 amino acids. The record is from RefSeq and is a predicted model, not a curated record.